This is a messenger RNA of Solanum dulcamara, 1688 nucleotides long. Its product is annotated as mannan endo-1,4-beta-mannosidase 6-like. Bases 71 to 1426 code for a protein of 451 amino acids. The record is from RefSeq and is a predicted model, not a curated record. NCBI's taxonomy places the organism in Eukaryota, Viridiplantae, Streptophyta, Magnoliopsida, Solanales, Solanaceae. The transcript is spliced from 5 exons. Gene Ontology annotation, molecular function: hydrolase activity, hydrolyzing O-glycosyl compounds.
GGUGGGUGAUUAAAAUAAAGCCCCUUUAUAACUAACAUUUCACGCUAAACAAACCAACAAAUUUUCCCAAAUGGACACACAAUGGAGAGACAAAAAACUGUAUCCAGCCUUAGGCAUUUUCACAAUUCUGUUUCUUUUGUACUUGAACUUCAAUGACAACCUUAAUUUCUCCUUCCCACAAAUCUUUAUAAGACAACCCCAAAUGGGUUUUGUUGGAGUUAAUCAAACUAGAUUUUUCAUCAAGAAUGAAAACAAAAAGACUCAAGCUUUAACAUUUGAAGAAUUGUACAUUAAUGGGUGGAAUUCUUAUUGGUUAAUGGAGGAAAGUAUUUGGGUAUCUUCAAGAUUUAGGGUUUCUCAGAUGUUGAAAAGAGGAGCUGAAAUGGGCUUGAGUGUUUGUAGGACUUGGGCUUUUAGUGAUGGUGGUGGACCUAAUGAUCUUCAGCUACUUCCUGGAGUUUUCAAUGAAAGAGUCUUUAAGGGAUUGGAUUUUGUCAUUGUUGAGGCAAGGAAGCAUAACAUUCGGUUAAUCCUCAGUCUUGUAAACAAUUUAAAAGCUUAUGGUGGCACUGCUCAAUAUAUGAGGUGGGCACAAGAAGCAGGUACCAACACGUCUUCAUCAAGAGAUGCAUUCUUUACCAAUCCAACAGUCAAAGCAUACUACAAGUCUUUUGUCAAGGCUAUUGUGACAAGAAAAAACUCUAUAAGUGGAGUUAAAUAUUCAGAAGAACCAGCCAUAUUUGCGUGGGAACUCAUAAAUGAGCCUCGUUGUGAAUCCAGUUCAUCAGCUGCUGCUCUCCAGGCGUGGAUAGCAGAGAUGGCUGAAUUUGUCAAAAGUUUGGAUAAGAAGCAUCUUGUGACUGUUGGACUCGAGGGCUUUUAUGGUGUGGAAAAAACUGGAAACAUUGGAUUGAACCCAGGGAAAUGGGCUUCAUCACUUGGAGUGGAUUUCAUUGAGAACUCGGCUAAUGAAAACAUCGAUUUUACUUCUGUUCAUGCUUACCCCCACAGUUGGAUUAAAGGUAUAAAUUCAGACACGAGAGUAGAUUUUCUAUCUCGUUGGGUUGACUCUCACAUUAGUGAAGCUGAAAAGAUCCUUAAGAAGCCCGUUCUUUUCACAGAAGUUGGUUUUCCUUCUAGUAUACAGAAGAAUGGAUUACACGACAUGAAUAUUUUUCUGAAGAUAGUUUAUGACAAGAUUUACGAGUCAGCAAAGAAGAGGAAAGCUGGUGCAGGAGCCUUAGUUUGGCAGCUAUUGGUGGAAGGGAUGGAACGAUAUGGUGACCAGUUCUCGUUUAUUGCCUGGAAGCAUCCCUCUACCUAUAAAUUGAUGGUAGAACAAUCCUGCAGACUAAAUAUAUCUACUCAAGGCCUCUCACACAAAAAACUCAAUCACAAGAAUCCUUGUUUGGCUAAUGCAUCUUAAAUAUGAAUGUUUUUUUACUCAUUCAUCUUCCUCAAGGAGACGGACAUGAUUGUAAUGAUUUGAUGUUCUGAUGUAGCUCGAGGGUAUGUAAGAAGCGUUAGCUGGAUGAGUGCAAGAACCAGAUUUUCCCCUUAUUAUAGGUGUGAAUUCAAAAUUCUGUUGGUGUAUAUUUAUAAUCUGAGUUGUACAUAUAUACUACAAUAGCAAUAGCAAUGUGAGUGGUUUGUUCAUUUUCAAUGAAAUAAUCAGAUAUUGACCAGAA